This is a messenger RNA of Folsomia candida, 1655 nucleotides long. RefSeq lists its product as uncharacterized. Lineage: Eukaryota; Metazoa; Arthropoda; Collembola; Entomobryomorpha; Isotomidae. The record is from RefSeq and is a predicted model, not a curated record. The transcript has 6 exons. The coding region runs from base 113 to 1294 and encodes 393 amino acids.
AGGUGGAGUGAUGGCACAAAGGUGGCAACAGUUAAGAAAAAUACCAUCAUAUUUGUCUGUUCCCUGGUCUGUUCUACUUUACAAAUAAAUUUUAAUACCCUGCCUCUACAAAAUGAUUAGUGAAAGUGAACUACUUCGUCAGACACCCAAAGUAGGGGUGGACCUUUUUUUCUGGAAAGACGACAAUGACGAUAUUUACACAAAUGUCAUGACAGAAGAGGACGUUCAAAAGGAUCUCAGUCAAAUCUACUUCUGUCUACUUAUUGACACGUACGGGGACAUGAGGGACAUGUCCGUAAAUAAAGGAGUUGCAGAUAUUUGCCUUGUCGGACAAACAGAGACGAUUUCCUCUAAAUUUAAGAGUGACGCCUUGGAUCUUGACGGUUGCAAGGUCAAGGUUUCUAAUGAAACUAUUGAUUUUGUUAGAGAGCUCGAACAACAAUUGGGGUGGAAAGUAGAACCAACAUUAACCUAUUCAUUCCACAUUUAUUCUGAUGAUGCAUGGGUGGCUGACCAAUUAAAAUAUAAAAUUCGGAGACGGUUUGGAGUUGUUUGCUCCAAAGCGCCGUAUACCGCAGAAUUAGUUCUGUCCAAACACGCCGAAACAAUUGACAACCAUCUUAGACAAUUUUUAAAACGGAUACCAGAAAUUAGAGAAGAUUAUUUCAACAACCCUCCUCCCCCACCACCAGAAAAACUGGACAAUCCACGCUCACAACCACCAAAACAAGAGAGAUUAAGGUGUUAUUUGUGCGGUUUGGUUUUUUUAAAACAUACUCAAACUCUUUCAAACCACUUAAAGACAAAUCACUAUUCUGGCAUCGGUUCCCAACAAUGUGAUCUUUGUUCAUGUUCUUUUGUGACACCAGCAUCAUUACACACUCAUCGAAUAAUGGUCCACCCAAGAGCAGCAUUACGAAAUCGAACAAAAUUUGGAAUUACCGAUAUCAGUGAGGAGGACGCAGGGAAAUGUGAUGCCUAUUUGGAGAGUGUCAAACAAGAAGGGUCAAAAAGAAAAAAGUUUAAAUGCAUCUGGAAAAUAAAAAAUAAAACCGAGUGUGGGAUAUUGACAAUUGGGUUGCGUAAUUCACGUGACCACGUCUGCACCCAUUUGCAAUUAAAGCCAUACACAUGUCCGGAACCUGAGUGCGAUUACUCUUCGUCAUUUUUUAAUGCCACUGUUCUACAUUAUCAAAAUCGACAUGAACGAGAAGAAGAAGAGGACAAAGAUUCUGGCGAAGAAAAUGACGGACCUCCAGAGAAAAAGAUGAAAUCCCCUGUUUUUGACCUUUAAAGUUAUAUUUGUUUUAAUUCAUGAAUUUCUGCAGAAUAGUGUAACUCAAGAUAGAAGUAAUUGUCUUUUGUACCGUUAUUUUAGUUUUGUACAUCAGCCUGUUUAGUCUAUGAAUUCUAUUUAUAAUUUUUGAACAAAGAUUUAUACUUCCAAUAAAUAACCUUUAAUCAGGUUAGUUAAGAAUUAAGUAAUAAUCAAAUAAGUAAAUUACCUAUGGCAUUCUUAUAUUUUGUAUUCUCAUUUUUGUUUACUUACCCAAGUCCACCUUCUUGUUUAAUGGAAUAUUUCUCAUCAUCACUAAAAAAUAUGAUGAUCAUUGUUAGUGAUUUAUCUUUAAAUUUCUGAAUAAAAUUCUCAAAAA